GCCCUGGUGCCCGGCGCGGGGGCAGCGCGGCGGUGCCUGCUGCUGGCUGACUACAUGAAAGUGGCAGACUUCUGGAUCUUCUCAUCCCAUGCCUCUCCCUAAAUAAAAGGAAGGGGAAAGACAUCACUUGGAGUGUCUCUGACAAAAUCUGUGAAGUUCUAGCAGUCCUGAUACAAUUGACUUCAGCCCAGAAGCAAGCUGCUCUUUUCUAGUCAUAGAGGGGGAGAAACUAAUGUAAAUGCAAGUGACCAUGCAGAAUGCAGUUCAGGUGUGGUUUGGAGAUGACCUUCCCUUAAGUCCCAGAAGUCCCCUGACUCCCAGACAUGGGCCAGGUUUGGCAGACGUGUGCCUGUAUGACCAAUGGAUAUCUGUGCGGCAUGAAGCAACUUUGGUGCCUAUGCAGGAAGAUCUGUCCAUCUGGCUGUCUGGCUUGCUGGGAAUAGAAAUUAAAGCAGAACAACUGCUAGAAGAACUUGAUAAUGGGGUACUGCUGUGCCAGUUGGUUGAUGUUCUUCAAAACACAAUUAAAAAAUGUGGUAGCUCAAAUAAUUUAAGGAAUUUUCCUAUGAGAAAAGUUCCAUGUAAGAAGGAUGCACCACCGGGAUCUUUUUUUGCCAGAGAUAACACAGCCAACUUUCUUAACUGGUGUAGGGCCAUUGGAGUUGAUGAGACUUACCUCUUUGAAUCAGAAGGUUUAGUUUUGCACAAGGAUCCAAGACAAGUGUAUCUUUGUCUGUUGGAAAUUGGACGCAUUGUGUCCAGGUAUGGAGUUGAACCUCCUGUACUAGUAAAACUGGAGGAAGAAAUUGAGCUAGAAGAAACAUUGCUGUUGACCUCUGAACCAUCACCUAUUAGUCCAGCAAAGUCUUGUUGUCACCAUGGGGAGCUACAUGAGGCAGUUAAACAUAUAGCAGAAGACCCUCCCUGCAGUUGUUCCCAUCGAUUUUCAAUUGAAUACUUAUCAGAGGGACGUUACAGGCUGGGAGACAAAAUACUCUUCAUACGAAUGCUACAUGGCAAGCAUGUGAUGGUUCGUGUUGGUGGAGGCUGGGACACUCUUCAAGGCUUUCUGCUUAAAUAUGAUCCAUGCCGAGUGCUUCAGUUUGCAACUCUGGAACAAAAAAUCCUGGCCUUUCAGAAAGGGGUCACCAGUGACAGUGUCCCCAACUCGCCAGCUAGAAUUCAGGAGCCUCCUGUCAUGAAUCCAAUGUCAGCUGUCGAUAUGUUUCCAAAGCACCCAUCAAAACACCCCACUACUCCUGUGUCUGCUGCCAAGGCUGUCCACACAGCCAGUGCCAAGAAGGUUGUAUCUACACGUCCUCAGUCCCCUCUCCUGGCAUCACCAAAAGUGCCACCGCACCCAUCCCCUGCAGCCAAGCCAUUGGCAGUCAGGUCCAAACUACAAGGCUCUUCAGGGACCGGUGUGCAGUCUCCUCUCAAACCAUUAGGUGGCACCUCGAAGAAACUGCAGCCUCCUGCACAUAAGUUGCCACCUUCUGCUCAUUCUCAGCCUGCAAGCAAAACCUCUUCAGCUGCCCGAACACGAAUGGCUCUCGUUCACUCCGAAACCCUGCGCAAACGGAUUCGGUCCCCUGAUGCUCCCAAGAUGAAAUUUGCCCUGGCUCAGGGUUCCUCAGCACCGGUGCUGCAUCCUGCCCCCUCAUCCUCUAAAAAACAGCUGCCUCGCUCCCCUGCCACAGCUGAAACCUUGGCCUCAAAACACAAACGUGUGGCCACUAAGCCUGUGUCUGUCACUGAAGCCAAAGCCAAUUCAGUGGCUCCGAGGGCUGCUCGGCCCCCCAUUACAAAUCUCUGUGCUGUUGCCAAGUUUGCACAUUCCCAGCAGCUCCUUGUGAAACCUCCUUCUGAAAAUACUAUCGAGGCCUCAGGAACUGGGUCUCGGCGUCAUCAAAAAGCUCCACAAACAGCUUCUGACCUGGCAAGGAAUCUGAAAAGUGCUUCAGUUCUAAAACAUUCAGCUUCUGCCCCUUCCCUUGCAGUUAGCAAAGCAUCAAAGUCUUCACCUACAUUGGCAUCUACAAGCAAAACCCUCUCAUCAGCUGUCAGCAAGCAGCCAAAUGUCAGCACAGCUUCUCAGGUUGGACUCGUUUCGCCCAAACCUCCAGAACGCACUCCCUUGUCUGUCGUACGGCUUCCUCAAACCUCAGCCAAAGUGGCAGUGACCAAAAAGCCAGCUCAGCCUUCGACCAAGAACUUGCAAACAAGUGAAAGCUUGGCCCCGGCAGCCAAGAAGCCUCUCCCUAAGGGAAAAUUGGCAAUGGCAUGUAACAAAGGACAGCCUGGGGUAUCAAAAGGUCCUCUUACAAAGAGCAGGCAAGAUGAUCACUAUUUUGUGAUGACAGGGAGUAAAAAGCCCAGAAAGUAAACUUAAUUCUUAAUUUCUACAAAGCCUUAGCUUUUUUCAAGUGAGCCUCUGAGUAUUUGCUACACAGAGGAUAAGGGGAAAACAUAUAACACUAUGUUUAGCAUGAAAUAUUAGGUGUAACAUACAUUUUGCUGC
Messenger RNA from Calypte anna (Anna's hummingbird), 2521 nucleotides. It is a transcript of the gene GAS2L3, whose product is annotated as growth arrest specific 2 like 3. Lineage: Eukaryota; Metazoa; Chordata; Aves; Apodiformes; Trochilidae. The transcript is spliced from 11 exons. Gene Ontology annotation, molecular function: actin filament binding; cytoskeletal adaptor activity; microtubule binding. Bases 239 to 2386 code for a protein of 715 amino acids. Gene Ontology annotation, biological process: actin crosslink formation. The record is from RefSeq and is a predicted model, not a curated record. Gene Ontology annotation, cellular component: actin filament.